Molecule: messenger RNA, 5225 nt
Organism: Pantherophis guttatus
Lineage: Eukaryota; Metazoa; Chordata; Lepidosauria; Squamata; Colubridae
Product: attractin like homolog atrn-1-like
Cellular component (GO): Golgi apparatus; cytoplasm
Molecular function (GO): chromatin binding; protein binding
Source: RefSeq, a predicted model, not a curated record
CGUUUUCACUUGGAAAAGGAAGACUUCCUUGAAUUCCGAGAGUGUCUUAACUCCUCAGAUAUCUUAAGACGCCAAGAUCAACAAUGACUAAGGAUCGGAGUGGCUGAGAAAGCCUUCCUGGAAUUAAAUCCCCAAUGACAAGCAAAGGGAGGGUUGCUUAACGACGAGUGAUUGACGAUAGCUACGUUCCCACAAAAAGCUUGGAGCUACUGUUUGGAGGACGUCAUCUCCACAUGGGUGUGUUUUCCAGCUAACACAGGGAUGAAAAGGAAAACAGCAUUUUCAUGGAACCCAGUGAAACAGAGCAAAAUUUCUCCCUGCGAUCGAUACAAACAUGCUUGCUGCAUCUGUAGGGGAUUCCUUUAUGUUUAUGGUGGCCGGAGAAAUACUAGUUUGAGUGAUUUCUGGAGAUUCAAAAUAGUGAGUAAUGAAUGGGAGGAACUGGAAAAUUCAAAUGAUGGCCCAGAAGAACUGGAAGAGCACACAAUGGUGGAUUAUCAGGAUAUCCUGUAUAUCUUUGGUGGAAUGGUGGAUUCAGGUUUCACACAGAAGAGAAAUCCUCUAUGGAUGUAUGACACAGAUGCAACCAAGUGGAUAGCCUGCCGGUUCGCAGCAGUAGCGGGUGUGGUUCAAGUUCCUGUUAAUCGGAAGGGCCACAGUGCUGUGGUCUACAGGGGCAAUAUGUAUAUAUAUGGGGGAUACAUUGACAUUAAAGGUGCUUCCCAAGAAUUUUGGACCUUUCAUUUUGAUACAAAACAAUGGGCCCCUCUAUCAGCUGCAUCCAGCGGGAGUAGCCCAGGUCCCCGACAUGGUCAUUCUGCUGUGGUUUAUGGCAAUGGCAUGUACUUGUUUGGAGGAUUAAUGGGACUGAGUGAACAGAAGGACUUCUGGAUGUGGGAUUUUAUAGCCACCAACUGGUCCAGUAUCAGGAGAAGCCAGGGACCUCCAAGAGUGGUGGGACAUUCGGCUUUAAUCUUGGAAGAUUCCAUGCUAGUCCUUGGCGGAGGACUUUCUAGCAAUAAGCCAAAUAGUACUUUGUGGCAAUAUCAUUUCCCAUCUCAAAUGUGGAUAAAAUUGCCUAGCCCAGUGGCGCUUUCUUCCAAAGCAUAUCACCAGAUGCUGCCAACUGGAUUUGGUUCCCAAGCGGCUGCUGAUUGCCCACUGAGAUCGCUUGGUUGCUUGAAGUCUAAAGAAAAGCGUUGUUCAAAGCUACUGACUCUUUCUAAACAGCACACCUGUUUCUUUGAGCAUCUUCACGAGGAGCCCAUGUACCAGAUACUCAACAACGAGGGUGGCUCUGACAUAGAAAUGAAAACGUUUUGCCAGUCUUCAAGGGAUUCUCUAGGAUUCACUUCCUAUCAAACCACAUCCAGUGCAGAAUUGAAUUCAGAUCCGGCAGCAGAGUUGCUGUGUGAAGAAAGAACCUCAUAUCUCAACAUUGCCAAGGAACAGGAAUUUGCCACCAUGGAUCUAACAGAUAGAGGGUCAAGCUUGGACACUCUGAAAAAUGAACGUGGAGACAUUUGUGAAUCCUCUGUUGUGAUGCUACUUGUUGGCGGUAAACCUCUGUCCAGUUCGUCUGCAAUCUCAUUUUGGCAAAUUGAACUAAACGGAACUUAAAUACCAGACCACUCUCAAGAGGUAGAAGACAUGCCUAAGCUCAGUGAAGUCAGCAUCUAGAAAGAAUUGCAAUUGUACCAUGAAACCUAAAUUCAAACUUUGUAUGACCACCGAAAUACACGGGAAUCCGUAAAACAUUUAGUGUGAGAUUUUUUCCAUCUCUUUGCUCUGUGAACAACUUGGGUCUGCAGAUGUAGAUGAGGCAGCAUGAAUAGGAAACAGCAACAGCAGCCGUUUGUUGCAUUCAUUUUUUUGUGUGCAUGUGCCAUUUCAAAGCCCUUUGCAAAUUGCCUGUAUAAAGGAUGCAGUGAAAUCAUUCCCAUGACUAAGCUCAGUUCAGCAGCUGCGUUGGCAUGGCAGGCUUACAUGCUAAUGCAAGGAAAACUUAAAACUUAACCAUCAUUUAUUCAGCAAACCCAAUAUUCUGCAUUUGCACUGUAAACUAAUCUUGUGGAUUCUGAUAUAUGUUAGAUUAACAAUUGUUUGGCUAUCUUAACAGGUUAACACAGGUGCUUCCUCUCUAUGAUCUUGAGUUUGCAGUUGAAAUGAUAUUUGAACGGGGGAGGAGGGUGUUUCUUAGCAUAUGCUUAGCUGUUGUACUGUAUUGUUUAAAAUAGCAUUUCCCCUAAAUAUGAAAUUCAUCAGGCUCCUAUAUUAGCUCCUCCAAUACAAGUUAAAGUGCCAGAGCCAUAUAACUUUAUAGAUCUAUAAGAGUAAUUGUGUCUGUUCCAGCACAGUUCAGAGAAUCUUUAUUCACAUCGAAAUAAGGUUCUCCAGUUGUUUUUGUUGUGGCUCUUUCUGACCCUACAACCCAGAGAGUAGCGGCAUGCAGGCAAUUACUUCUGCAUUACAGCACUCUCCUUCCAUAACUUGAAAGUGGCCUAGAAAUAGAUCUCUGAAUAUGAUCAAAAUACAUUCAUCCACUCUAGCCGUAUCAAUUUGCAGUAUUCCAUGCAUUUGUGACGGAUGACAUCAGAUUAAGGUCUCUCUUAAUCUGAUGUCAUCCGUUUUAUCAUAUCCCCUACCAAGUAUGCAACUGCAAGCACAACUUGGCCUUACGCAUGUCACAUACAAAUAAUUCGAUAUCCUGCAGUGAUGCUUCUUGUUUUUUUUUUUUUUUUGUGAAGCUCACACUGCCAAGAAUGCCUAGGCAUGUUUUGUUUCCAAAAUCACAGAAGAAGGAUUUUGGCAAACAGUCAACUAUAUAGAGAAGUUUGGCACUGAGAGUGGAACAUGGGUGGUCAGCUUUUCAGGCCAGGGAGAGGCCAUUUGUGCAGAAUAGAAAAGGGAAAAUGGUUUUCAGUUGGCCUAGUAUUUUACUGAUUUAAUGUCAUUAGUUUAACAUAAAAAAUCCACAUUGGGCUGAGCCUCUCUGUCAUUUCACAGACAUGGCUAUGUAUUUUCUGGGACAAAUUCACUGAUUUAACAUUUUGGAAAUUGGCAAAAUCAUUUAUUUUGCUCCUUAUUUUUAUUUUGCACCAUCACAGUAAUGUCAGAAGUGAUUUUGCUAUUACUCAUUCAACUGCAGUCGUCUUGUUGGAGGAACGCAUGCUGGAGGGGAGAGAGCUGGAGCAUAUCUCGGAGGCGCCAGGCAAGGAUCUUGUGGAGCGCCCGGAGGAUGGUCGAGGCAAUCGAUAUAGGCCUGUAGUCCCCAGGAGACAAUGGAUUCUCCGUCUUCGGUAUAAGGGGCGGCUGUGACUUCUGACGGGGUUAUGGCUGCCAUGAGGGACCACAGGACUGCAGGCUGCUCUGCAGGUACACUAUCGAUUGUGCUCGGUGUCGUGAAUACUGCCGCCCAGUAUUCUUCCAUCUCCGGUGGCACUGGUGCCGGUCCUUUCUACGUGUUUCUCCAGCGUCCGGACAAGACAGUGGAGGCAGCUUCGUAACACCGGAGCUUGUAGUUUUUGAACCUGGGCAUAGUUUGCUCUACGGAAGGACUUAUUGCUCCAUUGGCAGUUCGCUCCAGCAGGCUUGGUCGCCGAUGUCUUCCACGUGUGUGGGAACCAGCUUUUGGCAUGCUGGUUUAGUCGGGCCCUGCACUGCUUUCUGCUAAUCUCUCCGUUCUGAAAGACUCGGGCGAUCUGGGCCAGCUCCUUGGCCCCCAUCUUGGUCUUCUUGAGAUGGUUAGCCACGGCUACCAGGAGGGCGUGUCUCCAUGAGAUAGCAGUAACAAAGCCAGAUCCAUUUGUGGGGGAUGCAACCGGCUGGUGUGGUGUGUAGUGGAGUCUGAUCUCUCUGGGUGGUCUGGUAUACGACAGUGCUCUGUUCUCUCUGGGGGGUCAGUUGCUGGAACCCAAUUGGUCAAUUGAAGAUGCUUUUUAAUCGUUUCAUGCGAUCGACCCAGGAAAUAGGGUGCAAGGAGGGUGAACAGUACUGUUUUUAUCAUUCCCCUCUCCCAGUGUCUGUCUGCAUGCUUUUAGUGCUUCAUCCUCCUCCUGGGUCAGUGCCAGGCGUUUGGUGGGAAGGGCUGGUACGCGCUUGGUGUUCACCUUUGCCGGGUGGCGGUGUAAUUGGUGUUGGUUGAGGCCCCUUUUACUUUUAAAUUGGGAACACAGAAGCACGGGAAGUUAUGGUUGUCCAUUCUGUGUUGACUAUUGGUGUUCUUGUCUGUUACUGGUGUUCAUAAUUCCGGGGGGAUUAGGACUGAUUCUAUAUUAAGGCUAGUAUCUAGUAACAGGCCCUCCACAAAGCAGUUAGACCUGUGGAGGGCUGGCUUGGAUCUUAGUUCUGGCACUUAAAGUGCCAUAUCCAGCAGUCACCACUAGGAGGUGCCAAGCCUGUAGCUACGUCCCUUUUAAGAGUCAUAGUUACUUCCAACUGCAGUCUAUACGAAAUACGUUACACGUUGAGAAAAUGAUCCCUUGAAAGUUACCCUUUCUUAAUUUUUGAGAGGGGAAAAAGUAUAUACAGCAUCAGGAAAAGCCUGCAUGGUGCCUUUUUGAGAAUGCUUUUUUUUUUUUUUAAAGAAAAUGUUUUAUAUGCUACGAAAGUUAUUUAUUAAUUAUAUUUUUAUACUGCCUGAAUCUUUAUACCCGGGCUAAACUAUAUUAGUUUAAUUUUGUAAAUAUGUUAUUCACUGUGAUUUUAAUUACUUUGUCAAUAAUAAUAAUAUGUAUUUCUGAUUUUUUAAAAUGGCGGCAUAUUGAGGGGGGGGGAGGGGAAGCCAAAACAUAAACUUGCUGAAUGAUUUGCAUGAUUGGCUGAAGAUGACUGAACACUUGAUAUGUUGUAAGACACAUUUCCUGGGGCAUUGCAGCUGGGAAACAAGAGGAGUUGUUGAUUCUUCAUUUGUAUGCUGAUUGUUCCCAUUAGGGAUGAAAAGUCAAAUAUGCGGCCCUCCUUUCCCCUCCCCAUUGCAGCUAUUUUUGUUAACAUUCGCUUAUAUGUUAUCACCAGGAAGUAGAAAUGUAGGGUCACUUCUGCUGCAAAAAGCAGGAUAUCACUCCAAACCAGGAUAUCCUUAAGGAAACAGACGAUUUUGUCAGCGUUCUGAAAUACAUGGAUCAGCAGCUAAGAGCAUUGUUUUGCUAGAAGAAAAAACACUUAAGCAGACAUUUUGUACAAUUGCGUUGUAUUUAGAAAUAAACUACAACUUUUAUGAUUGA